Arachis duranensis is the source of this 4134-nucleotide messenger RNA. The record is from the annotation of a RefSeq genome assembly. Lineage: Eukaryota; Viridiplantae; Streptophyta; Magnoliopsida; Fabales; Fabaceae.
AUGGGAGAACGGGCUGAUCUGGUCUUUCACAAUAAAGUAAUCGGUGGAACUGCCAUUAAGCGACUUAUUAGUAGAUUAAUAGAUCACUUCGGAAUGGCAUAUACAUCACAUAUACUGGAUCAAGUAAAAACUUUGGGGUUCCGGCAAGCUACUGUUACAUCCAUUUCCUUAGGGGUCGACGAUCUUUUAACCAUACCGUCUAAGGGGUGGCUUGUUCAAGAUGCUGAACAACAAAGUUUUAUUUUGGAAAAGCACCAUCAUUAUGGAAAUGUACAUGCAGUAGAAAAAUUACGCCAAUCCAUUGAGAUAUGGUAUGCUACAAGUGAAUAUUUACGACAAGAAAUGAGUCCCAAUUUUAGGAUGACCGACCCCCUAAAUCCAGUUCAUAUAAUGUCUUUCUCAGGCGCUAGAGGAAAUGCAUCUCAAGUACACCAAUUAGUGGGUAUGAGAGGAUUAAUGUCAGAUCCACAAGGACAAAUGAUUGAUUUACCCAUUCAAAGCAAUUUACGCGAGGGACUCUCUUUAACAGAAUAUAUAAUUUCUUGUUACGGAGCCCGUAAAGGGGUUGUGGAUACUGCUGUACGAACAUCAGAUGCUGGAUAUCUUACUCGCAGACUUGUUGAAGUAGUUCAGCACAUUGUUGUACGACGGGUGGAUUGUGGUACCAUUCGAGGAAUUUCUAUAAAUACCCAGAAUGAAAUAAUGCCAGAAAGAAUUUUGAUACAAACAUUAAUUGGUCGUGUAUUAGCAGACAAUAUAUAUAUAGGUUCGCGAUGUAUUGCCAUUCGAAAUCAAGAUAUUGGGAUUGGACUAAUCAAUCGUUUAAUAAAUUUGCAAACACAAUCAAUAUCUAUUCGAACCCCUUUUACUUGUAGGAAUACAUCUUGGAUCUGUCGAUUGUGUUAUGGGCGGAGUCCUACUCAUGGAAACUUGGUGGAAUUAGGCGAAGCUGUAGGUAUUAUUGCGGGCCAAUCGAUUGGAGAGCCUGGUACUCAACUAACAUUAAGAACUUUUCAUACAGGUGGAGUAUUCACAGGAGGUACUGCAGAACACGUGCGAGCUCCGUCUAAUGGAAAAAUAAGAUUCAAUCAAGAUUUGGUUUAUCCCACGCGUACACGUCACGGUCAUCCUGCUUUUUUAUCUUAUAUAGACUUAUAUGUAACUAUUGAAAGUGAUGACAUUCUACAUAAUGUUAGAAUUCCACCGAAAAGCUUUUUAUUAGUUCAAAAUAAUCAAUACGUAGAAUCAGAGCAAGUGAUUGCCGAGAUUCGCGCGGGAACAUACACUUUAAAUUUGAAGGAAAAAGUUCGAAAAUAUAUUUAUUCUAACUCACAGGGAGAAAUGCAUUGGAGUACUGAUGUAUAUCAUGCAUCUGAAUUUAAUGGGGGUAACAUACAUAUCUUACCAAAGACAAGUCAUUUAUGGAUAUUAUCGGGAAAGUCGUGUAAGUGGAGUGACUUAGCUUUUUCACUCUUCAAGGAUCAAGACCAAAUGCACACCCAUUCUCGUUCUCUUGGAGAAAAAGCUAUUUCUAACUCUUUUUUAAAUAAUGAUUUUGUCGAAAAUAACCUAAAUCUAGUAAGACAUAAAUUGUUUAGUUCAAAACCUUACGCUAAAUCAGGAUUAAAUUCAAUUAUAUAUAAUUCUCAUUUUAGACAUCCUAUUAUUUCCCCGAUAACUUCAGAUUUAUUGGCAAAAAGGCGACGAAAUAGAUUCAUCAUGCCAUUGCCAUUUCCAUUCCAAUCGAUUGAAGACCCUGACAAACAAUUAACGUCUUCUUCCGAUAUCUCGAUUGAAAUACCUGUGAAUGGUAUUUUUCGUAGAAAUAGUAUUCUUGCUCAUUUCGACGAUCCUCAAUAUAGAACACAAGAUUCGGGAAUUCCUAAAUAUAAGACUAUUGGAACCCCCCCUCUUUUUAAGAAAGAGGAUUUAAUUGAAUAUGAAGGAGUCAAAGAAUGUAAACCAAAAUACCAAAUCAAAGUAGAUCGAUUUUUUUUCAUUCCCGAAGAAGUGCAUCUUUUAUCCGAACCUUCUUCCAUAAUGGUAAGGAACAACAGUAUUAUUGAAACAAAUACACCAAUCACUUUUAAUAUAAGAAGUCGAGUAGGCGGAUUGGUGCGAAUGGAGAAGAAAAAAAAAAAGAUUGAAUUACAAAUAUUUUCUGGGGAUAUCCAUUUUCCUGGCGAAAUGGAUAAGGUAUACCGACACAGUGGUAUUUUGAUACAACCCGAAAGGUUAAAAAAAGAUUCAAAGGAAUCAAAAAAAAUUAAAAAUUGGAUCUCUGUCCAAUGGAUCACAAUUAUCAAGAAAAAGUAUUUUGUUUUGGUUCGACCUGUAAUUCUAUAUGAAAUUACAAACGGUAUCAAUUUAGUAAAACUUUUUCCACAAGAUCUGUUCCGGGAAAGGGAUAAUUUGGAGCUUAAAGCUCUCAAUUAUAUUCUUUAUGGAAAUGGGAAAUCAAUUCGUAAAAUUUCUGACACAAGCAUUCAAUUAGUUCGAACUUGUUUAGUAUUGAAUUGGGAUCGAGAUAAAAAAAGUUCUUCGAUAGAAGAAUCCCGUGCUUCUUUUGUUGAAGUAAAUAUAAAUGGUCUGAUUGGAGAUUUUCUAAGAAUUGAUCCAACGAAAUCGCGGAUUUCCUAUAUCAGAAAAAGAAAUGAUCCAUCCGGUUCAGAAUGGAUCUCGGAUAAUGAGUCAGAUCGAAUCAAUAUUAAUCCAUUUUUUCCUAUUUCUUUCCAGGAAAAAAUUCAACAAUCACAUAUCCAAAAUCAUGAAACGAUUCAUGUGUUGUUGAACAGAAAUACAGAAUGCCAAUCUUUGAUAAUUUUGUCAUCAUAUGAUUGUUUUGAAAUAGGACCUUUUAGCAAUGUAAAAUACUACAACGAGCUGAAAAAAAAAAAGAGAAUAAAAAAAAUAAAAAAGGAUCUUCAAAUUCCAAUUAAGAAUUCAUUAGGUCCCGUAGGAAUAGCACUUCAAGUUUCCAAUUUUUAUUCAGUUUACCUUUUAAUAACUCAUAAUCAGAUCUCGAUGAAUAAAAAUUGGAAACUUGACAAGUUAAAAAAAACUUGUCAAGCAUUAAAAAUUUUUUUAAUGGACGAAACCGAGAUAAUUUAUAAGCCCGAUCCAUGCAGCAACAUAAAAUUAAACACAUUCCGUUUGAAUUGGGAUUUUCUCCAUCAUGAUUAUGAUUCUAAAUAUUGUGAAAAAACGAUUACAAUAAUUAGCCUGGGACAAUUUAUUUGUGAAAAUGUAUGUCUAUCUCAAACGAAAAAUGGACUAGAACUAAAAUUAAAAUCGGGACAAGUUUUAAUUGUUAAAAUGGAUUCCAUAUUAAUAAGAUCGGCUAAUACCUAUUUGGCGACUCCAGGAGCAACAGUUCAUGGACAUUUUGGAGAAAUCUUUUUUGAAGGAGAUAUAUUAGUAACAUUUAUAUAUGAAAAAUCGAGAUCAGGCGAUAUAACCCAAGGUCUUCCAAAAGUGGAACAGGUAUUAGAAGUUCGUUCGAUUGAUUCAAUAUCGAUUAACCUAGGGAAGAGGGUUGACGCUUGGAACGAACAUAUAACCAAAAUUCUCGGCAUUCCUUGGGGAUUCUUUAUUUGUACUGAGCUAACUAUUGUCCAAAGUCGAAUUUCUUUGGUUAAUAAAAUCCAAAGGGUUUAUCGAUCCCAAGGAGUGCAUAUACAUAAUAGACAUAUUGAGAUUAUCGUACGCCAAAUAACAUCAAAAGUAUUGGUUUCAGAAGAUGGAAUGUCUAAUGUUUUUUCACCCAGCGAGCUAAUUGGAUUGUUUCGAGCUGAACGAGCGGGGCGUGCCUUAGAAGAAGUAAUUUGUUACCGAGCUCUAUUAUUGGGAAUAACAAAAACAUCUUUGAAUACCCAAAGUUUCAUAUCCGAAGCGAGUUUUCAAGAAACUACUAGAGUUUUAGCAAAAGCUGCUCUCCGAGGUCGUAUCGAUUGGUUGAAAGGUCUGAAAGAGAACGUUGUUUUGGGGGGAAUGAUACCCGUUGGUACCGGAUUCAAAAGGGUAACACAGCCUUCAAAGCAAAGACAACUUAUUAAGAUUGCUCCGAAAAAAAAGAAUUUACUCGAGGAAAAAAUAAAAGAUAUCCUGUUCCACCAUAGAGAAUUUGUUUUUUAA